This is a messenger RNA of Tympanuchus pallidicinctus (lesser prairie-chicken), 1013 nucleotides long. RefSeq names its product ETS translocation variant 3-like protein. Gene Ontology annotation, biological process: cell differentiation; regulation of transcription by RNA polymerase II. Lineage: Eukaryota; Metazoa; Chordata; Aves; Galliformes; Phasianidae. The transcript is spliced from 4 exons. Gene Ontology annotation, cellular component: nucleus. The record is from RefSeq and is a predicted model, not a curated record. Gene Ontology annotation, molecular function: sequence-specific DNA binding; DNA-binding transcription factor activity, RNA polymerase II-specific. Bases 9 to 1013 code for a protein of 334 amino acids.
GCUGCAGCAUGCAGUGCGGCUGCGUGGCCCCGGGGCUGCCCGCCCUGCCUGGCUCCUACUGGGUACCAGGGCUUGCCUUCCCAGAUUGGGCGUAUAAGGCCGAGUCCAGCCCUGGCUCGCGACAGAUCCAGCUCUGGCACUUCAUCCUGGAGCUGCUGCAGAAGGAGGAGUUCCGCCAUGUCAUUGCCUGGCAGCAGGGCGAGUACGGGGAGUUCGUCAUCAAGGACCCCGACGAGGUGGCACGGCUGUGGGGCCGGCGGAAGUGCAAACCCCAGAUGAACUACGACAAGCUGAGCCGAGCUCUCAGGUAUUACUACAACAAGCGCAUCUUGCACAAGACCAAGGGCAAACGCUUCACCUACAAAUUCAACUUCAGCAAACUCAUCUUCGUCAACUGCCCUCUGUGGGACCUGCGCUGCCCCCCAUUGCUGGCAGGCGCCGUUCCCCCAGCCCUGCCGAGCCAGGUAGAGUCCCAUCACAGCGAGGACAGCCCUGGGGAUGGCUGUUCAUCCCCACCUCUGCCACGGCUGAGCACCGUGUCCCCCCCGUGCCUGGGGGGCUCCUGCUGCCGCCUGGGGGGCCCCGAAGAGUUCCCCCGCUUGGCUGCCUUCCCCUGCCCUCUGCUGCCUCCCCCGCUGAGGGAAUGGACCCCCUUCCCCAUCCUGCACCCCUCACCGCACCCUACAUCGCUGCUGCCCCCCCAGCUGGGACCCCCCUCUCCCAUGGGGCUCCCCAAAUCGGAGCCGUUCCCGCUGGGCCCCCGUUGCCCCCCUGGGCUCCUCGGUGGCCACACCAUGGCUGGAGGGGGGCUCACAGGCGAGCAACCCAGGGAGGACGGCGAGGAGGAGGAGGAGGUGGAUGAAGGCCGGCGUGGCACAGCCAUGGUACAGAGGGUGAAGCUGCAGCUGGAGGGCAGAGAGAAGGGCAGCAGUGGGCUGUCCCCUGCCAGUUUCACCCCCCCACAGCGUGCCGUACCCCCACAGCCCCCCAGCUGGCCUCUGCAGCCACCCUAA